AUGGCAGACAGACGGCUCCUCCGGACCGACGACCAUGCAGAAGACACAGCAAGCGAGGACGGCGGCAGCAUGGCCGGCGAUGGACCAGACGAGAGAGAGAGGCAGACAUGGACGAGCAAGGACAUCGUCCGUAUAGUUGCCUUCGUCUCCAGCGUCCUCAGCGCCCUCUCAGCAGGAGGAAUAGCGGCCUUCUCGCUCUACGGGCCUCUCCUCCUUACUCGCCUGCACUACACCCAGUUCAGGGUCAAUGUCAUCGCUGUGACAGCCGAGAUGCUCAUGUACCUGACAGCGCCCUUGUUCGGGUACCUCUGCGACAGAGUCAGGCCCUCGCUCGUCUCCUCCAUCUCCGCCAUCCUCUUCGGGUCCGGAUACUUGCUCGCGGCCUUUGCCUACAGGUCAGGGCCGCCGCCUGACUCGGCUGGCCUCGCGGAUGGCUCCCUCAGCCUACAGCAGCAGCAGCAUAAUCAUCACCACGCCGGCUGGCCCUUCGGCGUCAUGGUCAUGGCCUAUGCUGUCAUCGGCUCGGCCACAGGAUGCAUGUAUUUCUCCGCCGUAACGACAAGUGCAAAGAACUACGCUACCAGCAAGCACAAGGGAAUCAUGCUUGCCGUGCCCAUAGCCGCGUUUGGCCUCAGUGGCAUCUGGUACAGCGUGCUGGUCAAGUUCUUCGUCUACCGGGGUGCUGACACCACCGCGUACAAGGACGGCUCUGGUGUAGACCUCGUCCACGGAGAUGUUGACGUCUUCAGGUUCUUCAUCUUCCUUGCCAUCAUGACCUUCACCGUCGGUGUCAUCGGUGCAUUCGCCCUGAACGUCGUCGACGAGGACAAGCUGAUCGAGGCCGGAGCUGAAGAGCUCGAGAGAAGUGGUCUAUUGACCGAGACCGACGGCCAGUAUGGGACCUUCCGGGCCGGCCACGGUGAUGAUGACGACAAUGGGGUUGCUGUCAUUGCCCCCGGUGACCAGGAGAAGAAGACCUGGCUGCUCAACCAGGAGACCAAGCUCUUCCUCAACGAUAACACCAUGUGGCUGCUUUCCCUCGGAUUUAUCCUCAUAUCCGGACCUGGAGAAGCAUACAUGAAUAAUGCAAGUCACCAUCACAUCUUAUACUUUUGGCUUUGGUCCAAUACUAACAAGCAACAUAGGUCGGCACCCUUACAAGUACCUUGA
Messenger RNA from Microsporum canis CBS 113480, 1170 nucleotides. RefSeq lists its product as hypothetical. Bases 1 to 1170 code for a protein of 389 amino acids. Gene Ontology annotation, biological process: transmembrane transport. Lineage: Eukaryota; Fungi; Ascomycota; Eurotiomycetes; Onygenales; Arthrodermataceae. The record is from RefSeq and is a predicted model, not a curated record. Gene Ontology annotation, molecular function: transmembrane transporter activity. Gene Ontology annotation, cellular component: membrane. The transcript is spliced from 2 exons.